CCCUUUCCCUCAGCCUCCCGGGAGCGUGACGCGGCGGCCCGGGGGCCUCCGGGCGCCUUCCGGGGCACGCGGGAUCGACAUGCACUUGGAUCAUUGCAGUUCCUGGGCCUGCUGUCAUCUCUCCCUUCAGUACUUCCCACAUAUGACUACCAACUGUUAGAGGAUGUGCUGCCAGACCAGCAUUUCAUUUCUUGGACAUCCGGCUAUUUACCCAGGAAAAGUCAUCCUUUGACUAUUUUUCAUGACCUUUUUCAUCUGACUCGUGAUCUGCCCAUCUUGUUACUCCCUAGCAGUGUGGUAAGAGGUCAACCAGAAUCAAGAUGUCUGGGACUGAGGAAGCAAUUCUUGGAGGACGUGACAGCCAUCCUGCUGCUGGCAGCGGCUCGGUGUUAUGCUUUGGACAGUGCCAGUACACAGCAGAAGAGUACCAGGCCAUCCAGAAGGCCCUGAGGCAGAGGCUGGGCCCAGAAUACAUAAGUAGCCGCAUGGCUGGCGGAGGCCAGAAGGUAUGUUACAUUGAGGGUCAUCGGGUAAUUAAUCUGGCCAAUGAGAUGUUUGGUUACAACGGCUGGGCACACUCCAUCACGCAGCAGAACGUGGAUUUUGUUGACCUCAACAAUGGCAAGUUCUACGUGGGAGUCUGUGCAUUUGUGAGGGUCCAGCUGAAGGAUGGUUCAUAUCAUGAAGAUGUUGGUUAUGGUGUUAGUGAGGGCCUCAAGUCCAAGGCUUUAUCUUUGGAGAAGGCAAGGAAGGAGGCGGUGACAGACGGGCUGAAGCGAGCCCUCAGGAGUUUUGGGAACGCACUUGGAAACUGUAUUCUGGACAAAGACUACCUGAGGUCACUAAAUAAGCUUCCACGCCAGUUGCCUCUUGAAGUGGAUUUAACUAAAGCGAAGAGACAAGAUUUUGAACCGUCUGUGGAAGAGGCAAGAUAUAACAGCUGCCGACCGAACACUGCCCUGGGACACCCACAGCUACAGGAGGUGACCUCCCCUUCCAGACCAAGCCAUGUUGUGAUACAGGCGGACAAGGACUGCAGCUCCCGAAGCCUGACCUCAUCCGCCGUGGAGAGCGAGGCCACCUACCAGCGGAAGCUCCGGCAAAAGCAGCUGCAGCAGCAGUUCCGGGAGCGGAUGGAGAAGCAGCAGGUUCCCGUCUCCACGCCGUCCUCUGAGAAGACAGCGCCUCCGGCCCCUCCUCUGACGCAUAGCACUCCUGUAACUGCCGUCUCAGAACCACUCCUGGAGAAAGACAUCCUUGCAGGAGUGACUCAAGAAUUAAUCAAGACUCUUGAAGACAACUCUGAAAAGUGGGCUGUGACUCCAGAUGCAGGGGAUGGUGUGGUCAAGCCCUCGUCUAGAGCAGACCGAGCCCAGACCUCUGACACACUAGCCUUGAACAACCAGAUGGUGACCCAGAACAGGACUCCACACAGUCUUUGCCACCAGAAACCACAAGCAAAAUCUGGAUCUUGGGACCUCCAAACUUAUAGCACUGACCAACGCAUAACAGGAAACUGGGAAUCUCAUAGGAAGAGCCAGGACAUGAAGAAAAGGAAAUAUGAUCCAUCUUAACUGAGGCUCAGGCCACGUGAUUAGACUCUGUCACAAAGGGACUUUGGAAAACUACUUUUUGGUCAUGAAAUUGUUCAUCACUCCUGGAGAAUGAGCUUCAUUGCGAUUUAUCUUGCUUCAUUCUGAACCUUAUCAAGAGGAUCUGACUGAGAGCUCACUGCAGUUAGAGCUGAGCACUUUGGAAAAGCUUGACCGCCACUCUAGUAGGGAGAGGCUCUGGACAGAUGAAUACCUUUUCUUCGGCUUGUGAGGCUUCCCACUAUUUAUUACUAAACUAUCAUGUUAAUAAAGAUGGACAUUUUAGGAAUCACCAAUGGCUCCUUGCCCUCAAGCAAUAUAGGCCAGACUUGGUCCUAAGCACCUGCCUCAGCAAUUGCCUACAUUCAGUUAGUUGUUUUGCAUCACGUCUGCCUUCUUUCCUUUAGGGUCCGUGCCUUUAAUGUUGUCCACAUUAAGCACUGUGGAUCACGACAGGAAGAAGGUUGGAGUAGUGCUUUUUAUUACUUGUAUCAAUCCAGGCUACAAUCUUCAUUUAAUAUAAAUAAACUCUAAUUUAUGGGUUUAUGACAUUACAGUCCUGCAUUCUUUCAAGACUUCAAGACUGACAUUUUUUCGUAAGGAAGGAAAUAAUCAUCUAAGACCA
Nomascus leucogenys (northern white-cheeked gibbon) is the source of this 2217-nucleotide messenger RNA. RefSeq names its product RAD52 DNA repair protein (gene RAD52). NCBI's taxonomy places the organism in Eukaryota, Metazoa, Chordata, Mammalia, Primates, Hylobatidae. Gene Ontology annotation, biological process: double-strand break repair via homologous recombination; mitotic recombination; double-strand break repair via single-strand annealing. The record is from RefSeq and is a predicted model, not a curated record. Gene Ontology annotation, cellular component: nucleus.